GACGCUCACCCUGGCCUCGGCCACGUGCCACCGCGGAGCGGCCCACCGGUGCGGAUUUUAUUCUCCCCGAUCGCGGUCUCUUCCUCAGAGCCACGGCUGCCUGAGUCAGAUGCUGUUGAUGGGGUGAUGAAUGGUGAACUCUACCAGGAGAGCAAUGGGCCAACAGACUGCUAUGCCGCUAUUUCACAUGUGGAUCGACUGCAGUCAGAACCAGAGAGUAUUCGUAAAUGGAGAGAGGAGCAAAAGGAACGCCUAGAAGUGCUUGAUGCUAACUCUCUAAAGCAGGAAGCAGAGUGGAAAGAGAAGGCGAUAAAGGAGUUGGAAGAAUGGUAUGCAAGACAAGACGAACAGCUACAGAAAACAAAAGCCAACAACAGGGUGGCAGAUGAAGCUUUCUACAAACAACCCUUCGCUGACGUGAUUGGUUAUGUCACAAACAUAAACCAUCCUUGCUACAGCCUAGAACAGGCAGCUGAAGAAGCUUUUGUGAAUGAUGUGGAAGAAACUUCCCCAGGCACGGAGUGGGAACGUGUGGCUCGGCUCUGUGACUUUAAUCCCAAGUCUAGUAAGCAGGCGAAAGAUGUGUCCCGCAUGCGCUCAGUCCUUAUUUCACUCAAGCAGGCUCCACUGGUUCGCUGAAGGAAAAGCACAAUGGAAACACUACAAAUGCAAUAUCUUAACCUUACUCAGAGAAGCUGUGUUUGCAGUAAUUGGAUUAAUUAUGUUUAAAUGUGUUUUUUGGACCAAACCUCAUGAAGUAUCUAGAGUUGAUCAUUGUUUGUGAUUGCAUGUUCUUCCUCCAUGUUUCCUUCCUCUGUCCUGAUGGGAGGAAAACCUCCAGAAUUGUAGUCUCUCUAUACUCUGUGCACUGAGAGAUCACUUUCAACUGUACUGAUAUUAAAGGUCUGUUAAACAAU
Molecule: messenger RNA, 917 nt
Organism: Pelodiscus sinensis (Chinese soft-shelled turtle)
Lineage: Eukaryota; Metazoa; Chordata; Testudines; Trionychidae
Source: RefSeq, a predicted model, not a curated record